UAAGCCAACCUCAACCCACAAUGUCAUCUUCUUCUUCUUCUUUUCUCAUUUCCCUUCACCACCAUGGAAGCCACAGCCAGUGCACUGAGCUUUGCUCUUCCCUCCCCCAAGUCCCAAACCUUCCAAAUCCUCAACCGACCCAUUAACCCAUUCAACCCGGGACCCACCUUCAAACCCCUCCGCCACCGCUUCUCAUCAAUCACCGCCGCCAUUCCCCGCACCAAGAAGGAGGAAACAGUCGACAGCGUCAGGAAGCAGCUCGAGAAUUGCUACCUCCUCGCCGGAAUCAACUACAAAGGCUUCACCGUCAAGCAGUUCCAGGAGCUUCGGAAAACGCUCCCCGAAACCACGACGCUGAUUGUCGCGAAGAACACGCUGGUGUAUAAGGCGGUGGAGGGAACCGAGUGGGAGACGCUGAAGCCGUGUAUGAAGGGGAUGAAUGUGUGGCUGUUUGUUCACACGGAGGAGAUUCCGAAGGCGAUUAAACCCUACAGGGAUUUCCAGAAGGAGAAGAAGCUUGAUGAGAAUGAUUUCACUGGUGCGGUUUUUGAAGGGAAAUUCUAUGGUCCUAAUGAGUUCAAGAAGCUUGAAACAUUGCCUACUCGUGCUGAGAUUUAUGCAAAUUUGUUGGGAUCGUUGAAGAGCCCUGCUUCUGCUUUGGUCAGCACGCUUCAGGCACCAGCUAGGGAGCUUGUCAUGACUCUCAAGGCACAUGUGAAGAAUCUCGAAGAACAGGCGGCGCAAUAGAUAAGUUUUCAAUGUUGUUUUGUUUUGAUUUAGUUGAAUAUUUAUAUGCCUUUUGUUUAUUGCAUUUGAGCUGGUUUGUUUAUCCUGUUAAUGUGUAUGAUGUGUUUAGAAUGAUGCAAAGUUUAACUUUUUGCUGUUAGAGUAGGGAUGGAUGCUUUGAAAACUUGUUCCCACUGAAUGAUGCAAUUUCACUGGUUAUUGGUUAUUCAGUGCACAGAGCAUUGAGCUGUUGUUUUUC
Molecule: messenger RNA, 985 nt
Organism: Lotus japonicus
Lineage: Eukaryota; Viridiplantae; Streptophyta; Magnoliopsida; Fabales; Fabaceae
Product: 50S ribosomal protein L10, chloroplastic
Exons: 1
Coding region: 64-747 (227 amino acids)
Biological process (GO): translation
Cellular component (GO): large ribosomal subunit
Molecular function (GO): structural constituent of ribosome
Source: RefSeq, a predicted model, not a curated record